AUGGCGUCAACUAAGAGCCACAUUUCGUCGACAAAUCUCCACUCUCGCGCAAACCCUGCGCAGCCACACCCAGACACCGCGUAUUACGCACUCCACAAACUCAUCCAAGCCAUCGCCCAUAGUCAACACGAAGCACAAGCACUACUGUUUCCUCAUGACGCAACUGAGCUCGCGAGACAUGCCCUGUGCGGGAUCAUAUUCCCUCCCGUCACAACCCAGCCAACCAUCAUCUCCCGUCUCUCCGAUGCCCAGCUCGAUGCCCUGCUCGAUGCCAAACCCCUCGAAGGACGAUGGGAUCCGCGCACGCCUCAGGCGCAAAACCUAAAAGACAAGGCUGCCAACUUUAUUACAACCCACGCCUUCAUAGCCGGUUCUCUUACAUGGCGGUGCUUGGAAAGUGAGGAGAGCUUGAAGAGUGGCCUGGUUGGAUUGCAUCCGGCGCUCUCUCGACGACAACCGUUCAACUUUCGAGAUCCUUAUCACUCUGCGUUCAACCAAGGGCAGAAAGACAGCGACAAAACGAACUUUGGAUGGUCUGGCUUGGCCAUGAUGCGAGGUUCACGGUGCUUAGGCGGCAUCAUCGCAACCGAUACCUACAGUUCGUCAUCUGACUUAGACAAUGAGGACGAAGGUCUCCCUCCCGUCUAUCAGAGCGAGAUCUGUGCCCUGGCAAUACUGCUAUCGCAGCAACUAACUCGGCAAGUCGUCGAGCCAGUUCGCCGCUUCACGGCUGUCGUAAUCAACCUUACCCACACACACGCCCGCAUCCUCGAAGGUGCGGUCGAUGACCCCCGCAACCCCAGCAUAAGUAUCUUCCUCUGCGAGAGUAUCUGGCAUGGCAUAGCUGACAUUGCGAGCACAAUCGCCAGUGACCAGGGGGGAUGCGAAGCAGGGCUCCGGCAGCAGAAAAAGCAGGUUAGGUGCGACAUCUUGCGAUGGGCGCUCUUCAUGGACAGCGAGCUUUCAUCUCUCGAUGUCCCGAAGCUGCGGGUUGCUGCUAACCCUGGCACAGUGAUGGGUGCAGACGAGAAACUCCGGGAUGCGAGUGGCACGACGGUGGAGAGUGCCUUUGCGUCGUCUAGUUCCCCGGCGAUGAGCUCGGGCGAGUCGGAUCCUGACGCGUGA
Molecule: messenger RNA, 1125 nt
Organism: Phialemonium atrogriseum
Lineage: Eukaryota; Fungi; Ascomycota; Sordariomycetes; Cephalothecales; Cephalothecaceae
Exons: 3
Coding region: 1-1125 (374 amino acids)
Source: RefSeq, a predicted model, not a curated record